Messenger RNA from Dermacentor silvarum, 1116 nucleotides. RefSeq names its product S-phase kinase-associated protein 1. Gene Ontology annotation, molecular function: cullin family protein binding. Gene Ontology annotation, biological process: SCF-dependent proteasomal ubiquitin-dependent protein catabolic process. The record is from RefSeq and is a predicted model, not a curated record. The coding region runs from base 38 to 709 and encodes 223 amino acids. Lineage: Eukaryota; Metazoa; Arthropoda; Arachnida; Ixodida; Ixodidae. The transcript has 4 exons. Gene Ontology annotation, cellular component: cytoplasm; nucleus.
UUCGAGGAGCGAGCUAGCGAACUCGCGUAUCAAAAUCAUGGAGUCCGGUCGCGAUGUCCACGACAGCCCGAUCACGCCUGCCCCGGAUGCUGCCGGCGAGGAGGUCGUGGACACCUGGCAGAUGGCUGGCGCUUCACCAUCCGCCAAUAGCAUUGCAGGCAUAGACAUCAGCACUGCGUCUCCCGUGCCUCAGCAGACGUUAGCGACGUCCCCUGCUCCGUCUACCAGCACCAUGAAGCUGCAAAGCAGCGAGGGGCAGGUCUUCGAGGUGGACCUGCAGACGGCCAUGGUGUCCGGAACGCUGCGAACCAUGAUGGAAGACCUGGGAAAAAUGAACACGGACGCCGACGAAGUGGUGCCGCUGGUGAACGUGAACACGGCGACGCUGAAGAAGGUCCUGCAGUGGGCCACCUACCACAAGGACGACUGGUUGCUGCUGGCCGAGGACGACGCGGCCAUCGGGGCGCGCCAGCCACUGUCCUCGUGGGACGCCGAGUUCUUCAACGUGGACCAGGCCACGCUCUUCCAGCUUAUCGUGGCCGCGGACUACCUGGACAUCAAGGGCCUGAUGAACUCUGCCUGCCGUACGGUGGCCGGCAUGAUCCGCGCCAAGACUACCGACGACAUGAGGAAGCGGCUCUGCAUCAGGAACAACUUCACGCCCUCCGAGGAGCAGCUGGUUAAGCGAGAGACUGAAUGGUACGACUAAAGGUGUGACGUGUGCCCGGCAGUUCACACGAAGGAGCCUGCAGUUUACGCUGUCCGGCCGUGGACACUGGUCACUCGUGGCACAGGUCACCGUUCCUGAAAGUGCGAUCCCGUGACAUCGCGUCGCCAUUCCGAAGGAUUCCGGGACACAAGUCUAGUCUUGGCUCUGAUUAGACUCUCUGUCAAUACAAGCAGCCUUUCUUCUUCUUUUUUUUUUUGCUCUAUUGCAGGCACAACGUUAAAUCUACAAGUGUGUGGGCCCAUAGCCACAGGACUGUUGUUGUGAGGCCACUUCAAUGAACAAAUUUCAGGAAAUAUUGAAGGUGCGUAUUUCACGUGCCCAUCACAUCAAUCACACAGGCAAUUAGCUUGCAUUUGGUGUGAUGUUUAUCGAAAUUUAUGCAACCA